AGUGCCAGGAGGGUAGACUACACAGAGCAGCCAAAGCUCUUGAAGCUUAUGCAGACCUGUCUUGAAGAACACCACAGCUAUUGUAUCAACGGACUCUGUGCUUUCCACAGCGAACUGAGGAAACCCAUAUGCAAGUGCCUUGCAGGUUAUAAUGGAGAGAGGUGUGAACAUUUAACACUAAAUUCGUAUGCACAUAACUCUUACGAACGCUACAUUGCAGUGGGAAUUGGUGUAGGAAUACUGACAAGUGGGAUACUUGCUGUCAUCUACUACUACGUAAGAAAGAGAUGCAGGAAAUUGAAAUCGCCCUACAAAGUCUGCAUGGGCGAGACGGCAUUGUGAAUACCUGGCGUUGGGACACUUACCAAUCUGCCUGUAAAGAAGAGGAAGGAAGUUCUGCUGGGAAGGCCACCCCGCGCCCUCUGGCAGGUACUCCAGCCUCGCUGAUGAGAUGAAUUAAAGGGAGUGACAGAGAGAGUACAUAAAAGGAACUCCUGCGGAACUGACAGGCUCCCUUCACUCUUGAAGAAAGACUUCCUCUUUUUAGUAAAGGUUGCUAGAU
Colius striatus (speckled mousebird) is the source of this 562-nucleotide messenger RNA. RefSeq names its product epithelial mitogen (gene EPGN). Gene Ontology annotation, biological process: positive regulation of cell population proliferation; positive regulation of mitotic nuclear division; epidermal growth factor receptor signaling pathway. The record is from RefSeq and is a predicted model, not a curated record. NCBI's taxonomy places the organism in Eukaryota, Metazoa, Chordata, Aves, Coliiformes, Coliidae. The transcript has 4 exons. Bases 49 to 342 code for a protein of 97 amino acids.